UCCAGCAAUGGGGGAAUCUUACAUCAUAAGUAUAGACUUUGGAACCACAUACAGUGGAUACGCUUUCAGUUUGACAUCCAGAGAAGAAGAAGUAGACCCCCAUGUGAAGUUUUGGGGUGAAGAAGUUGGAUUGGAAACCCCAAAGACUCCAACCUGCAUCCUGUUUGAUAAAUAUCAACAGUUUGUCAGUUUUGGAUAUGAAGCCAGACAGACUUAUUUAAAGAACUCAGGCAAAGAAUCCAGAGAGAAGUUCUUCUUUGAUUGUUUUAAGAUGUCACUCUAUGACAAGAAACUCACCACAGACCUGACACUUAAAGCUGCCAAUGGGAGAGAAAUGAAGGCUCUGAAGGUUUUCACAGAAGCUUUAAGAUUCCUGAAAGAAGACGCUCUGAAAACCAUUCAACAAAACACUGAAGGAACUUCGUUCACAGCCUCUGACUUCACCUGGGUGCUGACUGUUCCUGCCAUCUGGGAUCAUUCAGCCAAACAGUUCAUGAGAGAAGCUGCAAUGCAGGCAGGAAUUGUGACAGAGGGACCUGAAAACAAUCUAGUGUUUGCUCUGGAACCAGAAGCAGCUUCAGUCUUCUGUAAGAAACUAUCAUCUGAAGGUUUCAUAGCAGAAAACCGGGGUGAAAGCAAA
Messenger RNA from Poecilia reticulata (guppy), 640 nucleotides. The record is from RefSeq and is a predicted model, not a curated record. Lineage: Eukaryota; Metazoa; Chordata; Actinopteri; Cyprinodontiformes; Poeciliidae.